AUGGCUAUGGAGAUGCGGCAGAUAGCCUCAAGUAGACCGAUAACUGUGCUUAAUGGACUUCUGGUGUAUGACGGCUGCUGUUUCAAACUUGACAACCAUCUGGAAAAUUUUACAGAAGCUCUUUCUGUGGCAAAGAGGCAUUUGACACAGCGAAUUCAGGCUCUGAAUGAUAAAGUGGAAAAGCAGAAUGAGAUCUCAAAGGAUAUUCAAAAGAAUGUCAAGGAGGCUUGUGAUGAUCUUUUUCAGGUUGAACAUAGUUUGAAGGACUUACAAAGCUUGAUUUUCUGUUUGGAUGGGAAAAUAGAUUCAUUGGGAUAUAAGCAGGAUGUAACGAAUGUUGGCAUGUACUACCUUUGUAGCCUUGUUGAUGGGAAAGAAGGGAAAAUGCCUGAAAGUAUACAGGAUAAGUUUAAACUCGGUGAGAAUGCUCGUCAUUUACUCAAAGCUCCAGGUUCCAUGGGACUUCAGGAAAUUACAGAUUGUGUAUCUGAAACUGUCAGUCAGAAAGCUGCAGAUAAUAUUCAGAAAGUGGGUACCAAUAAUUUUGGCCACCAGCAAAGAGUAUUCUCAAGGUUUGAAUUGUAAAUCUUUUCUUUAUAU
This is a messenger RNA of Pistacia vera, 600 nucleotides long. RefSeq lists its product as uncharacterized. Lineage: Eukaryota; Viridiplantae; Streptophyta; Magnoliopsida; Sapindales; Anacardiaceae. The record is from RefSeq and is a predicted model, not a curated record. The transcript is spliced from 8 exons. Bases 1 to 585 code for a protein of 194 amino acids.